UUUCAAGAGCUGUGGUUUCAAAAAAAAAUUUAAAGCUUGAUUGCUCUGAAUUUGAUACUUUAAAAAUAAAUAGGGCCGUGGACAGCACCUACGGUAACUACCGAUCACCACAGACGAUAAAUGUAAAAAAUCUGUAGAUGUCAGAAAAAAAGAGAGUCAAAAAUUUAUUAGUUGUCAUCAAGAUUCCAAGAAUAAUAAUUCCAUAUUUGAAAAGACUAAAAAGUAAAAAAUCUUACACAAAAUAUUCAUAGCUACUUGUCAUAUAUACCUAGAGAAUCUUUGGUAGUGAUCCCACACAAAACCUGUAUAUAUAAAUACUUACAAAUAUGUGAGAGAGAAUAUAUAUAAAAAAAACCCUAGUUUCACUUGGAAAAAUCUGAGAUCCCUAAAAACAUUACGGUAUGACGACAGAUAUGGUGAUUACAAGUAAGCGACCCCGGGCUCCAAGCUUUGCCGAUAAGCAUCCUGAUUACGCGGAGGAGACUCGCGCUGCCACCACCAUUGGUGCCGAUUGGUUCCAGGAGAAAGGGAAGGAUGAAGGUAAGCUCAAAACGUUUCUUGAGCAAUGCGGUUUCUGCAAGAAGAAGCUACGUCACGACGAGGCCGUUUUCAUGUACGGCUACUUUGGGGCAUUCUGUUCAAAAGCGUGUAGAGCAAAACAGAUGGCAUGCGAUGUCUUUAUUGAAAAAUCACGAGACAUUGUAAAAGCAAAGAAGGGAAGAACAUGUACUUCGGGAAUCAAACCAAAAGAAGAUGAACCAUUAGGCAAUCGAGAGAUGAUCUCAUCACCACCGCGAUUUUAUAUAUGAUUGGUGAUGAUGUGAUUAAGGGUUAGUGUAUAUAUACUUGUGUAAAAAGCCAUUAGUUUGUCGCCAAGCGAAAUGGCUUUACCAUCCAUAAAGUUGACAUCGGCAAUUACUAUUUGUUUUGUCGAUCAACAGGAGGGGGUUUAGUAGUGUAUUUGCCAGUCUAUAAUUUUCCUUUUAUUUACUUUAGUAAUCAGUAAGUGUUUUUGUCUUUGUCAUUGUGUUGUAUUCAUGUGGGAUAUAUAAGUCAAGACUCAUAUUCAGAGCCUGUAAACAAGACAGAAAAGAAUAAAAAGAGUCUACCCAAAACUUUUGAUAGCAUUGAUUGAUAUUAAAAGUGAAAAGCUCGUCUUUGUUUUCUUGGCAAAGGAAGGAAAAAAACAAAACACAUUCAUAUGUUUGGUACAACAAAAUCUAAUUGAGCAAAAAGUUGAGAGAGAACGUGAGUGAAGGUGGAGGAG
This is a messenger RNA of Brassica napus (rape), 1267 nucleotides long. Its product is annotated as FCS-Like Zinc finger 16. The record is from RefSeq and is a predicted model, not a curated record. The transcript is spliced from 2 exons. Lineage: Eukaryota; Viridiplantae; Streptophyta; Magnoliopsida; Brassicales; Brassicaceae. The coding region runs from base 402 to 809 and encodes 135 amino acids.